This is a messenger RNA of Schistocerca gregaria, 387 nucleotides long. RefSeq lists its product as uncharacterized. The transcript is spliced from 3 exons. Bases 1 to 387 code for a protein of 128 amino acids. The record is from RefSeq and is a predicted model, not a curated record. Lineage: Eukaryota; Metazoa; Arthropoda; Insecta; Orthoptera; Acrididae.
AUGUCUGCGGCGCGGGGUGCCUCUGCUGCCAGCCCGUUGCUCCAGAUGUCGACCAGCCUGCCAGGAAUGCCGCCUAGCCAGGCCCACGGCAGGCUGGCUGCCACGCUGGCCGUGGCGGCGAGCGCAGAGGUGCACGUGUGCGCCGCCAACGCCGCCGCCGCCGCCGCCGCCGCCGCCGCCGCCGCCGCCAGAGUAGUCCAAUUUCCUGGAUGGCGCUACUACGCGGACGAUGUUUACGGCCUGGGCUUAACCCGCAAGCGGCCGCCGGCGACGGGGCACUGCGCAAAGAACUGGGCGACGGUGCCGGCCGCCGCCGCCGCCGCCGCCGCUGCUGCCGCCGACGUAAAAGGACGGCCACUCUGCCGGCUAGCGGCCCCCGCGCUCUAA